AUGUCUUCAUUACCCCCACGCUCCUCAUCCGCACCUUAUUACGGUUCAAGGGCCAAUCUGUCAAGAAGACCCAGCGGUGCAGGAUAUCCACCAUCGAAAUCCCCAUACCUUCAGUAUAUGCCUUGUGAUCACAGUGUUCGAUCUGCCAGUUUGACUUCCAUCGUGGACAUGUAUCACGGCAGGACCCCGGACGAUGCCUCGCAACCUCUUCGUUCGCCAAUCUCGUUCUACUACGAUUAUACGGAAGAGUUUGACAAAGGAUUCCCGUGUGAAUUUGAGUAUGCGUCCACAAUCGGCUUUCCUCAAGGACACACUAUCGGCAUAUUGAUGAAAGAUGCCAUGGAGGAAACAGAUGCGGCGCCCCCGGCCAGCUUCAGAGCUUUACGUGAAAAGCAACAAAUCCAGGUAGCUUCGGUGCCUAUGUAUGGCAGCUUGCAUGCGUCCAGUCCUAAGCGGCAAGAAUUUUAUGAUUGCGAUACUAAUUCUAGUUGCAAGGAAACUCCGAUCUCUAUCAAAAGAACUCAGCAAUCCCCGAUGCAGCCGGUCUCGGAGCAACCGGCAACGGAGAAGCUGGAAGACAGCCGCUUUUAG
Molecule: messenger RNA, 591 nt
Organism: Fusarium verticillioides 7600
Lineage: Eukaryota; Fungi; Ascomycota; Sordariomycetes; Hypocreales; Nectriaceae
Exons: 2
Coding region: 1-591 (196 amino acids)
Source: RefSeq, a predicted model, not a curated record